Molecule: messenger RNA, 1721 nt
Organism: Acanthaster planci (crown-of-thorns starfish)
Lineage: Eukaryota; Metazoa; Echinodermata; Asteroidea; Valvatida; Acanthasteridae
Product: U3 small nucleolar ribonucleoprotein IMP3-like
Biological process (GO): ribosomal small subunit biogenesis; rRNA processing
Cellular component (GO): small-subunit processome; Mpp10 complex
Molecular function (GO): snoRNA binding; rRNA binding
Source: RefSeq, a predicted model, not a curated record
ACGAAUAUUUUGUGCACCCAUGUGUGUGUGUGUGACUGCAGUGACAGUAGAAUCUUAAAACAGAGGAUGCAUUUCGUCUUGCACUAAUUGCACGGUUUUGCAGUCAUAGUCAUGAGAAAACUGAAGUUUCACGAGAAGAAACUUCUGAAGAAGGUUGACUUUAUCUCGUGGGAAGUGGACAACAAUUUGCACGAGGUAAAAGUGCUGAGAAAGUAUCACAUCCAGAAGAGAGAGGACUACACAAAAUACAACAAACUCAGUCGUCAUGUGCGAGCGUUAGCCAAUAAAAUCAAGCAGUUGGACCCAAAGGACCCGUUCCGGACACAGAGCACAUCCCAGCUGCUGGAAAAAUUGUACAACAUGGGCAUUAUACCAACAAAAAGAAGCCUAGAGCUCUGUGACAAGGUCAGUGCAUCGUCAUUCUGCAGGAGGCGACUGCCGGUUGUCAUGGUGAAGUUGAAGAUGGCUGAGGAUGUGCCCAAUGCCGUGAGGUUUAUAGAGCAAGGGCAUAUUAGAGUUGGGCCUGAGCUGAUACUCGAUCCAGCAUUUCUUGUGACCAGGAAUAUGGAAGACUUUGUGACGUGGACCGACACUUCCAAGAUUCGACAACAUAUCACAACUUACAAUGAAAUGAGAGAUGACUUUGGACCAUUAUAGCCUCGGAACAAACUGGUUGCUCAGCGGAAGGAAUGUUUCCACACUUCCAGCUGCCAAGGUCAUCCGUUGCCAUGGGACACCACUAAAGAGGCACUGAAAUUUACGGAAUGGCCAUCCGUAACCUCGACAUCAAUCAAGGAUUUAGAGUCCAGGGUUUUGUUUAAUGAGCGGUCCACCAACACAGCCAAACUCAGUUGGCCUGGCCAACCUGACACAUUUCGCUCGCUAGCCUGCUGGGCUGGUCAUCUCCUAUUCCUACCUGGCCGACGUGAAAUACUGUGCACCUCACGAGGUCUAUUUUGAAUGUGAAUAGAUGUAUUUUCAUGAUGAUGACAACUUUAAACGGGUCUUUCAGUGUUUAUUCAAGCUUGCUGAAAACAAGCUUUACCAUGCUUCAGUUGUAAAGUGUACCAUUGUUACUGAUUUGACACCAGACAAGUAGAAAUUGAAAAAGUAAUUCAAAUAGGAGUGUCAGUUUUAUAGUUGUCAGUCAGUUUAUCAGUAUGAGUAUAGAGUACUGAAGUGUGGCGUCAUUUGAACCAGGAAGUGUAGUGCAACCAGUGGAGUAUAUGCGUGUGUUGGUUCAUGCACUGGUUCUCACGCCAAGGCUUUUUCCAGCAUUGUGCGCUGACAUAAUUCACUUCAGUACUCUGCUGACUCUUAGGGGAGAAUGUGUAAGUGCUCAACUCCUGUAAAUUUCAUCAUGUUUCUUAAGCUAAAAGUAUGUGAGACUUUGUCCAAAUGUUACGGCUAUGGCUAGAAAUAAUGCUGGCGGCUAUGUAAGCCAGCUGCAGUCGGCUGCAGCCACAUCCCAUAGGCAUGUGUGUUACUCUCAGCCACAGCCAGUUGUUUCAGACAUGGCUGUGGCUGGAAAUAAUAUAGGUGCCUAUGGAAGCCACUAGCUAGUUGAGUUGGAUACAACCACACUACAGACUAUUUAUAGCAGAGGUUGAAGAACUUCAAAAGCAGCAGGGGCAGAACGAUUUUCAAAGUGAGGCUGCCCCCACACACUUCUUCCUCCUUUGCUUCAAAGCAGUUGUGAAUAAAAAGUUUUGAGAAUUUAA